AACGCGCCGCCGUGUUGUUUUGUGUUCCCAGCUUUCGGGGAAAGCCGCCGCGGGUUCUUCACUCGGCCUGGCUGGACCUGCAGACGCGAGGAGCCGAGAUCCCUUCCCAGAGCUCGGCCUAGAGCUGCGGUGCGACGGGAGCUGCCAUUUCCGAGGCGAUCCUGCGACGUCCUGAAAUUUGGCGGAAGGAGGCCCGACGCGAGCGACGCAGUCAUCAGCCCUGGAGGCAGGCCCCCGCCCGGGGAUCUUGGAAACCCUGCGGUUCAUCAUGAAGUUCCAGUAUAAGGAGGACCAUCCCUUCGAGUAUCGGAAAAAGGAAGGAGAAAAGAUCCGGAAGAAAUACCCGGACAGGGUCCCUGUGAUCGUCGAGAAGGCUCCUAAGGCCAGGGUGCCUGAUCUGGACAAGAGGAAGUACCUGGUGCCCUCUGACCUCACUGUUGGCCAGUUCUACUUCUUAAUCCGGAAGAGGAUCCACCUGAGACCUGAGGACGCCUUAUUCUUCUUUGUCAACAACACUAUCCCUCCCACCAGCGCUACCAUGGGCCAGCUGUAUGAGGACAACCAUGAGGAAGACUACUUUCUGUACGUGGCCUACAGUGAUGAGAGUGUGUAUGGGAAGUGAGUGGUGGCAGCCCAGCAGAUGGGAGCACCUGGACUCGGGGGAGGGGGAGGGAAGUGUGUGGGACGUGGGGAAGAGAUCGUUAGCUCCCGCCAUGGAGGAGACAGAAGGUGAAGACACCUGGAAACACUGCACCGUACACGCCGUCAUCAUAUUUUCACCUGCUCAACUGGUAUUUUUUGCUGCUUCCUCGGCCCAGGGAGAAAGCAUGUCAGGACAGAGCCGUUGGAUUAGCUUUGCUCGAGGAAUGGAGAGGAUAGAAUUUCAUAGCAUUGCUGCGAAUUAAUUUUUGUGUUCUUUCGUUUUGUUUUGUUUUGUUUGUUUUUUUUAGAAGAGACAGGAGGUGGGCAAGUGGGGGCCAGAGAUGAUUGUGGACUAGCAUCCACUUCCGGCUCUCCCUUCUCUUCAGGCAGAGAUUCUCUCUGACAUUUGCACAAUUUAGCUGCGGGGAGGGGAGGGGAAUGUUUUAGGACUACUGGUAGUGGACCAUUCCUGGGACCAAAAGAGACACAUUGUAAUUCAAACAUUGUGCCCCAUCUCUCCUACCUGUACACCUCCUCCUCCUCCAUCUCCUCCUUCUCCUCGCCACGUCUCUCCCCUCCCCCCCAAUCAUAAUCUCACAGACAUCAAGCACCACCCCAGUGACGGGGAUAGAUGUCAGACAGAAAUUUAGAUGGCGCUCACUUUAGGAAAAAGGACGUGACAAUGAAGGUAGUUUUGAUAGCAUUAACUGGAACUGAUGAAGUAUUGAACAUCUCUGCCCAACCUGCUCGCUCUCUGGCACCCUUAGUCCCACCCCUACCUUGGACUUUAAUGAGCCUCAGCCAUUUCCCAUCACAGACUCAACGGCUGUCCUCCCUCCUGCUGUCCCUUCUGUCUCACAGGCACGGAAAUGCUAAGUGAUGGCCAGCUGCUGCCCUCCUGGGGUUUUCCUUUACUGCAGCUGCUAGUUAGAAAAGCUGGAGAGGGUGACUUUUAGUAAUUCGUGGGGGUUCUGUUGAUUCUGAUUAUUUUCACUUUAGGGGUUAUUCUGGGUGGGGGUGGGGAGCACUCAGACAUGACAUUUCAGCUCAUCUCUGCUCACAAAAAGGGUUCUUCCUGUGUGGGGGAAUCUGGGUGUUGAUUCUGUCAGCUGCAGGUUCUUGUGUAAUGUUUAUGCUGUCAGGCCAAGGAAAUAAAGUAAUUGUAUACCUUAAACUCGC
Messenger RNA from Myotis myotis, 1821 nucleotides. RefSeq names its product GABA type A receptor associated protein like 1 (gene GABARAPL1). Gene Ontology annotation, cellular component: autophagosome; autophagosome membrane; cytosol. Gene Ontology annotation, molecular function: ubiquitin protein ligase binding; GABA receptor binding. Lineage: Eukaryota; Metazoa; Chordata; Mammalia; Chiroptera; Vespertilionidae. Gene Ontology annotation, biological process: cellular response to nitrogen starvation; macroautophagy; autophagosome assembly. The record is from RefSeq and is a predicted model, not a curated record. The transcript is spliced from 4 exons. The coding region runs from base 269 to 622 and encodes 117 amino acids.